Messenger RNA from Saccostrea cuccullata (small rock oyster), 1814 nucleotides. RefSeq names its product broad substrate specificity ATP-binding cassette transporter ABCG2-like. Gene Ontology annotation, cellular component: plasma membrane. The annotation marks the transcript as partial. The record is from RefSeq and is a predicted model, not a curated record. The transcript has 16 exons. Lineage: Eukaryota; Metazoa; Mollusca; Bivalvia; Ostreida; Ostreidae. Gene Ontology annotation, biological process: transmembrane transport. Gene Ontology annotation, molecular function: ATP binding; ATP hydrolysis activity; ABC-type transporter activity.
AUCUAACUUGGUUUGCUUAUCACAGUUUUUACAGGGGUAAAUGACACAGAUUUAACAGAACAGGUCAUGUCUACAACAAAGGUAAAUGGAGUUCACACUGUGGACUUCACCACUCAGUCCUCCAUCAUGGAGACGAAGGGAUCGGUCAUCAGUGGUCACAAUGUGGUGUACUCUGUGGACGUGAGGAAGGGACCGUGCUGCUGUGGGCAGGUCACACAGGAACAGAUCCUUAAGGGAGUGGAUUGUAUAUUCAAACCUGGAAUGAAUGCCAUAUUGGGUCCAACAGGAAGUGGAAAGUCCUCACUUCUGGAUGUGUUGGCCGGUAGGAAGGACCCCAGCGGACUCCAAGGAGAGAUUCUGUUUGAUGGAGUUCCUCCCCCUGAAAAUUUUAAAUGCAUGGUUGGAUAUGUUGUACAAGAUGAUGUUGUCAUGGGAACAUUAACAGUCCGGGAAAAUUUCCAAUUCUCGGCAGCCCUUCGUUUGCCAUCAAACUUGACAAAGGCAGAGAGGGAUGAGCGAGUGAAUACAGUAAUACAAGAACUGGGCCUCUCCCACUGUGCAGACACAAAGGUAGGAAAUGAGUUUAUACGUGGAGUGUCAGGAGGAGAAAGGAAGAGGACCAACAUUGGAAUGGAGCUAAUUAUCUCCCCUCCUGUCCUGUUCCUUGACGAACCAACCACUGGGUUAGACGCCAACACUGCCAAUUCUGUCAUGUUGUUAUUGAGAAGGUUGGCAUUGAAGGGUAGAACCAUUAUCUUCUCUAUACACCAGCCCCGCUACUCUAUAUACAGACUUUUUGACACCCUCAUGAUGCUAUCCCUGGGAGAGGUUGUGUAUCACGGCCCGACUAAGGACUCCCUGGACUACUUCCACUCUAUAGGUUACACAAUACAGGAACAUAAUAACCCACCGGAUUUCUUCCUUGAUGUUAUCAGUGGAGACUUCAAUGUGGAUGUGGACACCUUAGAUCCAGAGAAAACUUCCACAGAUGAGGAGGAUGUUCAUGGUGCUCUUGUACAGAAAUUCAGACAAUCAAAUGUCAACGCAAAAGUUCAAAGUGAGGUGAAGGCUAUCUUUGAUGAAUAUCAGUCCAAAUUAACAAAGAAAGAGUUGGUAUCACUGCCACCUGUAGAAUACAACACAUCAUUCUUUACACAGCUUUUGAUCUGCUCAGGAAGAACUGUUAAGAAUAUAGCCAGGAAUCCCCAGACCUCCAUCAUGCAGCUGUUUGUGAUCCUAAUUUUUGCUGCCAUAGUUGGAGGGAUCUACUGGCAAAUAGAAAAUGACUGUAAAGCAGGGAUUCAGAACAGAGUUGGUGCUUUCUUUUUCAUUGUGAUGAACCAAGUGUUUGGAAAUUUAUCUGCAGUAGAAUUAUUUAUCAAGGAGAGGGCUAUAUUUAUGCAUGAGAACGUGAGUGGAUUUUACCGUGUGUCGGCCUACUUCUUCUCCAAGAUAUUCUGUGAUGUCAUUCCUAUGAGGUUGUUCCCUGUUGUCAUUUUUUCUGCUGUUACAUAUUUUAUGAUUGGUUUCACAGCAGAAGUGGACAAGUUCUUCAUCUACACCCUCAGUCUGUUUGCUGUUGCCAUGGCAGCCUCUGGUUUGGCUUUCUUCUUCAGUGCCCUGGUUAAGAUUUUCGCCAUUGCCAACUUGUGUAUUGCCUUGUGCUAUGUUUUUAUGAUGGUGUUCAGUGGUCUUCUGAUCAACAUAUCCUCUAUUGCGGAAUGGCUGAGGUGGAUCAAAUGGCUUAGCAUCUUCAGAUACGGUCUCAAUGUAAGAACAUUAUUGUACUUCUUUGUCGUUUUAGCUUUACUUAA